This is a messenger RNA of Rhincodon typus (whale shark), 1568 nucleotides long. Its product is annotated as golgin subfamily B member 1-like. Gene Ontology annotation, cellular component: Golgi apparatus. NCBI's taxonomy places the organism in Eukaryota, Metazoa, Chordata, Chondrichthyes, Orectolobiformes, Rhincodontidae. The transcript has 6 exons. The record is from RefSeq and is a predicted model, not a curated record. Bases 55 to 837 code for a protein of 260 amino acids.
AUUGAAUCCUUGCUGAGCAAUGAGAAUAGUACUGAACAAGUGAAGUCUCUGCUAAUGGAAAGGAAACAACUGCAGAGUGAAGCCCAGGGUUACUUACAAGAGAUUCACCGCAAAGAACAAGAACUUCAAAAACUGAAUAGCAAGAUUAUCCAGAGCAUUGAAGAGAGAACCACAUUAUCUAACCAGCUAAAAGCAGUCUGUCAGACUCUACGUGAUACCCAGUUACGUUAUGGGGAUCUUCAGGAUCGCUAUUAUCAACUAGAAAGACGGUACCAGGCAAUGCGCUCAUCUUUGCACAAUGAAGAGGAAGUAAGUGGAUGGGCUAUCAAGAAUGAAGCAAAUGAAGAAGUUCCACCAGGGGCUCCACAAGAACGUGCUAGUGUUAUAGUUGAAAUUGACAACUUUGAGCUGAGUGAACUACGGAGAAGGCUUGCAGAAUCGGAUCAACGUAAUGAUUCAGCUCACCAGGAGCUGUCCCAGUUAACAGAAAUGUUAGCACAUGAAGAACUAAGGAGAAGGGCUGCAGAAGAAGCAUUGAUAGCAGCUGAAGAAAUGCUAAAGGGUCUUGACAUUACUGCUGUCAGACAAACACCUAGAGAGUACACCAUACAACUGGAAUCUGAUGAGGAACGUGAAGCAUUGAUCAUAGAUCCCAGCGAACAAGUCGUGGUCCGGAAGGUAAAGAGAGGAGCACUGUCCUUCAAACGGUGGCUGCGCAGCCGAAGCUUGUACUGCUCAAAGAUAAUGAGCUCAAGGGCCAGAUCACGCUACUUAGUCUUUGUGUAUUUUGUGACACUACAUGUUCUUGUUUUCAUGUGCUUGACAGGGUUCUUAUAGGUGCAUAACAUUGACUAGAGGAAAAGAUUUUGGGAACUGUAUGCAUAGUUGUGGUGAGACAGCGGGGUGAUGGUGCAUUUAUGAUUUAAUCUAAUCUGCCCAUUAGAAAACUGAGAAUAUGGGGUGAAAUCUUGGUUUCAGGUGCUACCAUAACUUACUCUCUGUUAAAGUCAGUGGAGAGACGAGAUGCAAAAUCAAUGCUCCAUUUGAUCUCGUCAGUUUUCCAAAUUUUAGAUAAAAUAAAAAUUACAAGCAUGAAUUACAGUUCUGUAAAUUCUUAGCAUAUUAUAAGUAUUGUAUGAAGUGUAUUGUCAAGAUGUCUUUCUUUGAGGUGAGAUUGUGAACUGUGUUUCAAACUAUAAUUGCUUGCUGUUAAAUUCAAAAGUUACUCUGCUCUGCUACAAGUUAUUCUAUGUAAUGGUGGUGUAUAAAUGUAAAAUUAUGUAUAUUUUCCAGUGUGUAAAACAAUAUUAUUUAAUUCUGAUAUUCAAGAUAGACACCUGGUAAAGAUUGAAAGACUAUUUUUAUGCUUGAAAAUGUAUUUAUAAAUUGAAAUGGUGCAGGUAGCUCGAGAAACACUGAAGUCAUUUGAUAAUUUAACUACAAUGUUACUUUCAUCUUGAUUAUGACAAGCUGUUUGUAACCUGGGUGCAAUGUAGAAACAAAGGUUUUGAAAAUAUUAUACCAGUUCAUUUCUGGUUUUAAGAAGUUCUUAUUAAAAGAUAAAAUGC